Oryzias latipes (Japanese medaka) is the source of this 2776-nucleotide messenger RNA. RefSeq names its product RAN binding protein 3b (gene ranbp3b). The record is from RefSeq and is a predicted model, not a curated record. NCBI's taxonomy places the organism in Eukaryota, Metazoa, Chordata, Actinopteri, Beloniformes, Adrianichthyidae. Gene Ontology annotation, biological process: protein export from nucleus.
CACAGGUGCUGCGCGAGUAGGGCGAGCGGCGAGGAGGCGCUCUGUCGCCCGCAAAUGUUGAUCGUCGGAGAAAUGUCGCCCAGGAACGUUUUGAAAAGCGAAACGAUAGCAAACAUGCUAACAAUGCUAACGCCUGGGCUGAGGCUAAUUCCUGGAUUGGCUGUUUGUCACUAGCCGGCUUACCCCCCCACUGCGAGCAUUUGGCUAUUAAUAGCCACUUUCUAUUGGCAUUUGUGGACCCGCGUAUCUAACCUGCCGGAUGCUUUGUCCCAAACGAUCCUCCACAUUAAACAAGCCUGCCAUUGCACCUCCUGUGUUUGUUUUCCAAAAAGAUAAAGCUCAGAAGCGAUCUGCAGAAGGCUCGAGUGCAGAGGAUGGAGAAGAUUCAGAUAAAGAUGAGGGAAGUUAUUGUCCUCCUGUGAAAAGGGAAAGAACCUCGUCAUUCCCGCCCCCACAUUCUGUUCCCAAGAACAAUGUAUUCAUGCCCUCAAGUUUCUGCCAGUCGCCCACUGGGAAUUCAGACUCUGAGCCAGAAGAGAAACCUGUGGGAUUCCGCUUAAAGCCACCGACUCUAAUACACGGACAAGCCCCCAGUUCAGGCGUCCCAAGUCAGAAACCCAAGGAACAGCAACGCAGUGUCCUCCGCCCCGCCGUUCUCCAAGCUCCACCCUCCAAAUCACAUAUAGAGUCAAAUUCCAGUUGUGGAACCAAUGGCGUGAAAAAGACAUCAGAUGGAGCGUCUGUGACUCCGUCGCUCUUCUUGAAUAACAAAGAUCAUUCACCCCCAUCGGCCAAGUCACUGAAACCUGAAAAUCAGGAAGAUGGAGAGAGUGGCAGCAAAGAUGAAGACGGGAGAGAAAACGAGAAAUCUGUAGCUCUAUCGUUUGUGUUUGGUCAGAAUAUCAAAGACAGAGCAAAGUUGGACAACAGCAGCACAGAAGAAAACUCAAAGGAUAGUUUGCUACCGGACUGUCAGUCAGAGAGCACAAAUUAUUUCUUACAGUACAUCUCCACCCCAAGUUCAAAAAAUGCCUCAAACAGUGGAGAGAGUGGAGCCAAGUUUGUGUUUGGGCAGAAUAUGUCUGAACGGGUUCUGAGUCCUCCUAAAGGAGAGGCAUCCAGUGAGGAAAGUAAAGAUGUUUGUGCUGCUCCUGCUUCAGAGUCUCCCUCACAGGAAACAGCCACAGACAAAGAUGAGGCUGAACGCCCUCCUGUGUGUGUAGUCAACAGUGUGUCCGAGUCCCUGGAGGAGUCUGCAGCAGCUUACACCAAAGCCACAGCCAAGAAGUGCGUCUUAGAGAAAGUCGACGUGAAAACUGGAGAGGAGUCAGAAAGCAACGUCUUGCAGAUGCAAUGCAAGUUGUACGUUUUUGAGAAGAAAGCUCAGUCGUGGAUAGAGAGAGGUCGAGGGCUGCUGAGACUCAACGACAUGGCCUCCACAGAAGAUGGAGCCCUACAGUCCCGCCUAGUGAUGAGGACCCAGGGCAGCCUGCGGUUGAUCCUCAACACCAAACUCUGGCCGCAGAUGCAGGUGGACAAAGCCAGCGAGAAGAGCGUGCGAAUCACUGCCAUGGACACGGAGGACCAGGGCGUCAAGGUCUUCUUAAUAUCGGGUAGCUCUAAAGACAUCGGGCAGCUGGCUGCUGCGUUACAUCAUCGGAUCUUGGCUCUGAAGAGCAAAGCGGAGCAGGAAACGGAGGCCCUGACGACGACCAUCCCUGACGCAGAGGUACCACAGUCCAACGAAGACGACAGCGACGAAGAGGACAAAGCGUCUGCUGCAGCCUCUGCUCCUGCUGCAGGUAACUCAGAAGGAGGGGAGAGCCAGGCCGCAGGAAGCACAUAGCGCCGCUCUUGGACCGCCUUUUCUUCAGGCAUCUCCACGGACAACCCUUGAUCAAUGUAGGUCACCCAGACCAGUACUUUUGGAUAGUCUAGCUCCAGGAAAUACCCCCCAUGCCGGAGUGUCUCACCCAACCCGUGCAGUCGUCUUCUCUGCAUUCAACGUUAAAUCUGGACUUGUUUGUUCCCCCCCCUCUCCUGUUUUGUGUUUUAUUUUUGUUUUCGAGUAUUUUUUUCUUAUUCCGAUAGCAAAAAUAAAGACUUCAAAGCUUUGGUUUGGGACUUUUCUGCUCAUCAUAUUGAUGAGUGUAAGGGUGUUUUCCUCUGCGUUUGAAUUAACGGCACAUGUUAAGACUGCAGUUUCUACUAUGGGACCUUUCUACUGGCUCUACAGCAGCGCCUCUGGCCCCCACGCGUCCCGUAGACCUUCACCUUAUAGAGCAGCCAUCCUUCAACCCCCCAUCCCGACCAGUCCCUGCUUUAGGUUGGCAGAUGUAAUUUAUUUGGGCGGUGACUUUGUGUUUUCAUGGGGCGGUUCCCGUCUGUGCCGGGUAGCGGCGGCCGCCGGAGCGCUCCCGACUGCCACCGUGUUCCUCUGGACGCUCACAGGUUCAUGUGGUCGAAUCCUCUGAAAUUGUAGCUUCUGAUGAGAUUAAUCCAUUCAAUCGGCCAUUUCUAACGGAGAAACCACCUUCUGCAUGACACUUCAUCAUCCCAAGAGUUUUUGUUUUUGUGUUGAGACAUUUUUAUGUUGACAUUUCUAUAAACUUUUUAUCCAUGUACAUUUGGAGAAGCUGUUGGAAUGCAGACUGUGUGGGAGUGAAAACUGUAAUACCCUCUGAAUGUCAUGUACAUUUGAAUAUAUUAUUUAGUAGUGCACCAUGUUUUCUCAUCUCCAGCUGCCCCUUUACAAAAUAAACCAUUUUGGACAGAA